CCGAAUUUCUGCAAUUAGACAUAAAUAUAUAUUUAUAUCGACUAGGGAAAAUCGAAAAGUAAAAAGGAAUCAAAUCUCUUUAAAAAGUUCUUUCACUUUUUCUAUUUUUUUCUCUCGGUUACGGAAAAAGCGUACACUAUCGAUAAGCCGGUAUAUCACGCAUAAUAUAAAAUGGUAGCAACCUUGGUAACAGCCGGCAGAUGUUUUGACAGUUCCUCGUUAGUGCCAUUUGCGAUAUGCUUUGUUACGAAAGCGUAACACAAGAUGUAAUUAGCUAAGAAUGAUAAAAUUUUCAAGGUGACUGUUAUCUCACGCAUAUUAGUUUUAAAUACGCAACAUGUACGCCGUCGUUCUAACCUCGUGAGAAGAAAAUAUCCUUAAUUUAUAUGUCGUGAUUAUUCUCAGAAACUUGAAGAGAUGUGAAAUUUAAAGAAACCAUAUAUUCCAACAAAGAAGGGAAAAAUUACAACGCAAGGUUUUCGAUUAGAUCUUCAAAAUGAUCUCCCAAGUGUCGCAUGUGAUGACGCUUGCCAACAGCAUCAUAGGUGUGAGCGUUCUGGCGAUGCCCUUUUGCUUCAAGCAAUGCGGCAUUGUGCUGGCGAUCUUAGUGUUACUUCUAUGCAGCACUCUAUCCCGACUGGCCUGUCACUUUCUCGUCAAAUCGGCUGUAAUAUCGAGAAGACGCAACUUUGAGCUACUUGCUUUUCACGCAUUUGGUUAUAUGGGAAAAUUCUUGGCGGAAUUGUUUAUUAUCGGCUUCAUGCUGGGUACAUGCAUCGCCUACUUCGUCGUUGUUGGUGAUCUGGGACCACAAAUACUCAGCAAGAUAAUGAACAAGACUCCAGGGGACAUUCGCAGCAGUUUGUUAAUCAUCACUGGGGUCUUUAUAGUUUUACCUUUGGGUCUACUUCGAGAUAUCGAUAGUUUAUCUAGCAUUUGCACUGCUACUAUCGUCUUCUACUUCUUCCUUGUAUUGAUGAUAAUUUGGGAGUCAACUCUACACAUAUUUGCGAGAGAUUGGUAUGACGAUGUUAACUAUUGGAGACCAGCCGGUAUUCUCCAGUGCCUGCCGAUAUUUUCGAUGGCUCUUUUCUGCCAAACGCAGCUGUUCGAAAUAUACGAAACCAUUCCGAACGUAUCCUUAGAGAAGAUGAACGACGUUGUACGAGGAGCCUUAAAUAUAUGCACUCUUGUAUAUAUGUGCGUUGGCUUCUUUGGUUACAUUGCGUUCUGCACCCAAUCGUUUACAGGAAACAUUUUACUGAGUUUCGAGCCUACUGUAACGUCCGAACUGAUUAAACUCGGAUUCGUAUUCUCGGUUGCAUUCAGUUUCCCUCUAGUCAUUUUUCCGUGUCGCGCAAGUUUGAACUCCCUUUUAUUUCGCCGGGUGCAUACGCACGAGCCGUCUGUCAAUUACCUGCCAGAGUCCAGAUUUCGAUACCUCACGAUCACAAUAGUCAGCAUUUCUCUGAUCAUCGGUAUUCUAGUGCCAAACAUAGAGUUCGUUCUCGGCAUUGUGGGAUCAACGAUCGGAGUGAUGAUCUGCUUGAUAUUCCCCACGGUGUUCUUCAUAUCUAUGAGCAGCAGAAACACCAAUGAGAGACUAGUAGCGCAGGGCAUUUUGAUUAUCGGCGUUUCGAUUAUGAUUCUUGGUACGUACGCCAAUCUGUACGCUAUGGAGGAGUCUACAAGUGCAAAAGUAGCAGUAACUAAUAAGCCGCUCGGCCAAAUCAACAAUCUACCAUUAAAUAUAAUCAAAGACAAUUUACAUAUCAUUCCCGACAUUCCUGAUGAUCCGGAACUCCUUCCGAGAGCUAAAGACAAAAUUAAUAAAUUACCCGAGAUAAGUGUUCUCGACGAAACAUUGAAUAUAAAGGCGAAAGACGUUCGACAAGAGCCGCCAAUACCCGUUGAACUUGUGAUCCCCACCGAAAAGCCGAGCGUCGAAAAGGCUGAUAAAAUAACAGCAGGCACUCUUGCGCCGGAAAUAAAAGAGAUAGUGGAGACGAUCAAGACAUUAAAUGAGAAUUCUAACGUACAGUCACAGAUUGCCGUGAACACCGAUAUUGUUAAAAUUGAUGAAUCCAUUACGUUGAAGGCGGAAGAGAAGAUAAAGAUAAUCGAGGAGAAGGAACGGUCUAUGGACUUGCAGAAGAACGAUAAUCUCAUUAAUCUGGACGCGAUAAAGAAGGAGGAAUCGGAAUUAGCGGCUGAUGGAGACGUCGCUAAUGCCAGAGCGGCCGAACGGCACGAGCAGCUGAGAAAAACACUGGAGAAGCAUAAACUGGAGCAACGUCAGAUGAUGCAGGAGCAAAAGAAGAUUCUCAAGGACAUCAAGGAGCAAAAGCAAGAGUUCGAAAGGGAGAAGCAGAGAAUAGCGAAGGAUGAGAUACUCAAAAAGACCGAGAAGCAAGACCGAGAGAUAGAAAUUAAGGAGAAUGUCUUAUCAGACGUCAAAAGCGAUUUGAAAGAAAGCGAUAAACGAGCGGAGGAAAAUGAAGUCGAGAAGAGUAAUAAAGAGCCUUUGGAAGAGAAGAAACAGAAUAUCGCAGACGAAGAAAAGCAACAACCCCAAAACGAGAAUAACGAUGUGAACAUCGCGGUAAAAGAUAGCGAGCAAAAGUCACAUCUGUUUCAGAAAAUUUCGAACAACAACGGAGAAUCUCAGAAAAUGCCGGAAGACAAGCCAGAUAAAUCUGCUGCUGUGGAAAACACAGUCGUUGAAGAAGCACCUGAGCAAUCAGCAUUGAAAAUAAAAGAUCAAGAUGAAACAAGAAUAGGAAGGAUAGAACUUAACGAUACGGAAAGUAUGAAGAGUCCUAUCUUGAAUGUGUUGUCGAAGGGAGUUUUGCAGCGGUCUAUCGUGGAAGAAGGACUUGCUAAGGACAAUCAGAUGAAGGAAGAGAGGAGAGAGCUUCUCGCGAAUGAAACUAACAACGCGUCGGACAAAUUGCUGAAGCACGACGACAAAUAUUCUAUACCUAUAGCGUUGAAAAUAAUGAAUCAAUCGAAAUUAGACAAAGCGAUCGCUCCAUCGUUGAAUAAGAGUGAACCGGAAGUUCUCGCUAUACGCAGAGAUAUUCUGCAGAAUAAUGAACGUGAGAAGAGAGACGUCGACGCGGAAGCAAACGCGAACGACGGAAAAAUCAGCGGCGAGCGUCCCACCGAAAAAUCUAAGACUUUUAUCAAAAACGAGGUUGAUGACGCAGAUCGCGAGACUUGCUCAAAAUUGCAGGAAGAUUCGAAGAAAUUCGGAGGAGGAAAAGAAUCUGAAAAGAGAGCGACCAAGUCGAGCACGACGGAAACGCCUUUGAUUAAGACGAAUGUCUAUUUGUCCGAGCAGGAAAUAACAAAGGAAAUUUCUAUGGACGGACGUGUUCCUUUAGACGUGGAAUACGCGAGUAUGCAACAGAGAGAUUUGAAUGCUUUGAAUCCUAAGAAUAAUAUAGAGAUAUAAAUGAUUCGAAAUAACGAAAUUUACGCAGUAUAUCGGACAUUUUGUUUGUAAAUCGCGCUCGAUAUUCGCCGCUGUAUAUAUAUUUCUGUUGGCAAUUAUAAUGUUCAAUCAUUAA
Messenger RNA from Linepithema humile (Argentine ant), 3572 nucleotides. Lineage: Eukaryota; Metazoa; Arthropoda; Insecta; Hymenoptera; Formicidae. The record is from RefSeq and is a predicted model, not a curated record.